CUUCAUUCGCGCUUCACUCGCGCGAUCCGUCAGUUCGCUACGUUCCCAAAAUGAAAGCAGUUCUCUGUGUGCUGCCACUGCUGUGUGCCCUGGUGGCCUGCCUGCCCACCGCCGAGAAGGAGAGCUCGGGCAAGGCCAGCUCCUUUGCCAGCGAAACCUCACAGCUGAUUGCCAUGCAGCUGCUGAAGUUCAACAAAGACAUUGACGCCAAUCAGGUGCACUCGCCGCUGGGUGUGGCCUCCAUUCUGGGCGUGCUGGCCGAGGCCUCCGAGGGCGAGACCUACGCAGAGUUCACCAAGGUCUUUGGCUAUCCCAAGGAUCGCGCCGAGCUGCGGGCUGUGUACCGGCGAGUGCUGGGACGCUACCAGAAUCGCGAUGCCGCCGUGGCGCUGCCCUCGUUCCAGACUUGGUUCUACAUCUACCGCAAUCACAGCGCCCGGGCGGAGUACAAGGAGCUGCUGCAGCAGCACUACUUUGUGGAGGUGAAGGACAUCAACCGGAAGGACUAUGACUGGAACGAGCCAGACACUUCGCUGCAGCUGCAACUGCAGCCAGAGGGCAGCGGCUCAGAGGCCGGAGAGGAUGGUGGUCUCAGCACGGAGCAGCCCAGCAACAGCAAGGAUGUGAUCGGAUUCGAGACGCUGAAGCGCAUCAAUCUGGACGAUGACUUGCUGCCAGUGGCCGUGCCCGCCGACACCUACGGCGAGGAGGUGCUGGACAAGGAGGCUUCCAAGUUCGAUCGCGAGGUGGACGACAAGCAAUAUGUGGAAAAACCAGUUGCCCAGGCGGAGGCCGAGCAGCUGCAAAGGGAGCAGCAGGCGACGGCCAGCACCACCACGGAGGAGGCGGAAGCGGAGGCCACCACCACAGAAACAGCGGCAGCUGAGGCAGUGGAAAAACAGGAAAAACCAGCCACUGUCAUUGCCGAAGGUGUGGAAAAUCCAGCAGAGAAGCAGCAGAACAAGAGGAGCGAUGAGAAUGAGAAGCAGAAUCUCAAUCUGGAGGAGAACGAAACGGUGCAGGAGGAGGAGAAGCUGCGCAAGGUGGUCGGCUCCGAGGCGACGCCGGUGACCGCCGGUGAACCCGAGAAGGUGCGCCUGCCCCUCCAGAAACUGGAAAGUGCCGUCAAGGCAGCCUCCCAGGUGGGCAGUGCCGAUGAGAUAAUGCUGGCUUUGGAGACGCAUAUGGGCGCGGUUAGUCGGGUGUAUGGCGCACGCAGUCUGUUCCGGCAGGAUGACAUCACCUCGGCGCUGAGUGCCAAUUCCAUUACGGGACGCUCUGCGGGCUCCAAGUCCAAGAUGUUGCUCUUCAAUGGCCUCUACUACAGGGGCAGCUGGGCCACGCCCUUCUACCAGCUGCGGGAUGGCAGCGAUGAGUUCUUCUUCAUGACCAACGAGGAUGCCAUGAAGGCGCCAAUGAUGCACACGCGAGGGGAGUUCCUGGUGGCAGAUUUGACCCGACUGAAGGCCCGCGUUCUGUCGCUGCCGUACGAGACCUCGCGCUAUGCUCUGUGCAUCCUGCUGCCCGAUGAGACGGAGGGCCUGCACGAUGUCAUUGCCCAGCUGCAGCCGAGCGACUUCCAACUGGCACGCCAGAAGGCGCAGCUCCGCCAGAUGCACGUCUCCCUGCCCAAGUUCCAGGUGGAGGAGACCUCGCGCUCCGAGUCGAUGCUCAAGCAGAUGGGCCUGCGGCGUCUCUUCUCGCGCACUGAGGCCGAGUUGGGGCUGCUGUCGGAGGAUGCCGACUUGCAUGUGGAUGAGAUUGUGCAGUUUGUGAAUGUCCGCGUGGACGAGGGCGGCAGCAGUGCCAAUGCGCUGUCCGCGGCCACCCAGGCACGCUCUCCCCAGACCCCCGAGGAUUCCGACGCCAUUCUGCCCGUGCCCGAGCCAGAGCCAGAGCCUGGGGUGGAGCGUUUCGAGGUGAAUCGUCCCUUUGCCUACUUCAUCAUGGACUGCGAGGAGCAGUUUGUCCUGGCCUCUGGCAAGGUCUAUACGCCAGAGUUCAAGGAAGAUCUGCCCGGCGUUUCCGUGGAGAUUGAGCUGGAGCAGUCGUAGGCAUCGAUCGACUGGGUGCUCCUUAGAUCUUAAGUUUCGUAACGAAUUUUCACCGAUCCACAUGCACAUUUCAUGCAGCGAAUAAAACGUACAACAAUUCAUUUUCCCCACAACAAGA
Molecule: messenger RNA, 2172 nt
Organism: Drosophila guanche
Lineage: Eukaryota; Metazoa; Arthropoda; Insecta; Diptera; Drosophilidae
Exons: 2
Coding region: 51-2054 (667 amino acids)
Molecular function (GO): serine-type endopeptidase inhibitor activity
Source: RefSeq, a predicted model, not a curated record